AUGGAUAAAGAUGUAGAUCCCAUUGAGGUUGCUAAUGAUAAGUCUCUGGAUGACUUUAUGAAAGAAUAUCUCCCUUCAAACAAAGAUUGGACCAUAUGGACCCAUCCAACAACCUCAUCCACCUACUCCAUAACCCUCCAAACAGCCGCCUCCCUUUCAACCCCCGACUUCAAGGCCUGUUUCAACCUCAUCUCAACCACCAGUUCAGCAGACUACAAGAAAUCCCCCGAUGGUUGGAAACCGCGCUCCAAACAGAAAGAAAUGAAACUCCUGGAUCUCAAGUACCUCAUCGUCAAAUCAUCCAAUGUGGAAGAAGGAGUCCAAGGCUUUGCGUCUAUAAUGCCAACGUACGAAGAUCUUUAUCCCGUCCUCUAUAUCUACGAGAUCCACCUAUGCUCAGCCCUGCAAGGCACUGGACUUGCAAACACGCUCAUGAAGCUCAUCCUCGACAUCGCGCACAAGAUCCCAAGCACGCAGAAAGUUAUGCUGACUUGUUUUACGUGCAACGAGAGGGCGGUGCGAUUCUAUGAGAAAGCUGGGUUUGCGAAAGAUGAGUUUUCGCCGCUGCCGAAGAUGUUGAGGAAUGGGAGUAAGAAGGAGGUUGAUUAUGUUAUUCUAAGUAAAGCUGUCGAUUAA
Messenger RNA from Lachnellula hyalina, 636 nucleotides. It is a transcript of the gene naa40, whose product is annotated as N-alpha-acetyltransferase. The record is from RefSeq and is a predicted model, not a curated record. The transcript is spliced from 3 exons. The coding region runs from base 1 to 636 and encodes 211 amino acids. NCBI's taxonomy places the organism in Eukaryota, Fungi, Ascomycota, Leotiomycetes, Helotiales, Lachnaceae. Gene Ontology annotation, molecular function: histone H4 acetyltransferase activity; protein N-terminal-serine acetyltransferase activity; histone H2A acetyltransferase activity. Gene Ontology annotation, cellular component: nucleus.